GAAGGCACACAUGGUGCGUACUGUCCGAGGGACCGAUCAAAAUGCUGCGUCGAAAGCUUCGUAGAGAGCAUCACCAGAGUUCGUGUUCAUCCAGUAAUGUGGAAAAGACUUUUUGUAAGAGACAAGUAUUGGGAAUAUCAAAUAAAAGGAAGGAUGCGGAAGAGGAAGUUCUUGAAACACUCGUCCUAGGAAAACCAGAUGAAGUGAUAAAAAACCUUGAUAUUAGGAAAGGGAAGAAUAACAUAGACACAGAAGAUUGUGAUUUAGAAGUUGAACCUCCCAAGAAAAAAGAGAAGAAACCAGUGUGGGAAGAUGAGGAUGAUAAUGUUGGAAGUGUUCAACUGACCAAAGCAAAGAAAUUUGAUGGCGUGAAGCAAGGAGAAGAGUGCAGAAUAGGCAAAGAUCAGUACACAGUUCGCCUGAAGUCAAAGUUUGAAAAAGUGUCUGCCAAUCCAAACUGGUCAAAAUUUAGAGCUGAUGAAGCGAGACGGACUGGAUCAGAUGAUGACAGCGAUGUUGAGGAGAUGAUGACUAGGACUGGUAACUUCCUCACUACCACCAAGUCUCUACCUAAAGGUUUCAUACAGAUAAAACAGUGUCCUAAUGCAAACAGGGACUCCCCUCCACAGGGGAAACUUUAUGCUGUCAAGUUUCAUCCAUCGGCUCAAGUGAUGCUGACAGCAGGUUCAAACCAAACCCUGAGUUUAUUCCAGGUAGAUGGCAAAAACAAUCCUAAGAUCCAGAGUGUCUUCCUUGACAACUUUCCUAUCUUCUCUGCACACUUCACCCCUGAUGGCCGCGAAGUGGUGCUCAGCUCGAAACACCAGAGUUUUGUGUACUAUGACAUGAUUGCUGGCAAAGUGGUUAAAGUACCAAAAAUAAAAGGAUUGGGACAAUCAAGGAUGAAGAAUUUUGUGAUGUCGCCAGAUGGUUCUUAUCUCGUUUUUCUUGGAUCUUACGGUUCCAUGCACCUAAUUUCUGCGAAGUCUAAAGAAUGGAUACAGGACCUGAAGAUGAAUGGGAGUGUGGAGUCAGUGGCAUUCUCCAGGGAUGGAACAACUAUGUACUCUCAUGGCGAUGAUGGUGAGGUAUAUAUUUGGGACAUGAAUACACGGGACUGUGUACACCACUUUACUGAUGAUGGCUGUACGAAGGGUACCAGUUUGGCUGCUUCUCCUAAUGGCCAGUACCUUGCUUGUGGGUCGUACAGUGGAGUGGUAAACAUAUACGAGACCAAGACCUGCAGAACAUCUAGAUCACCAAAACCCUUAAAAGCACUGAUGAACCUGACAACACCAUGUACAGAUGCCAUCUUUCAUCCAUCAUCAGAAGUGCUGGCAUUAUCUUCAAACUUCACAGAAAAGGCUGUUAAAUUGACUCACCUUCCAUCUAUGACUGUGUUUUCCAACUAUCCUGAUCGUCUGGAUAAUGAGUUACGUGUGCCGCGGUCAAUGGACUUUUCACCUAAUGGUGGCUACUUUACUGUAGGCACUAAUAAAGGCAGCGCCCUGUUAUACAGAUUGAAGCACUAUGGUAAUUACUGAGGACGGAGUAUGCAAUUUUGUAAAUAAAGUAUAAGAGAAAACUG
This is a messenger RNA of Ylistrum balloti, 1588 nucleotides long. RefSeq names its product U3 small nucleolar RNA-associated protein 18 homolog. Lineage: Eukaryota; Metazoa; Mollusca; Bivalvia; Pectinida; Pectinidae. Bases 42 to 1544 code for a protein of 500 amino acids. Gene Ontology annotation, biological process: rRNA processing. Gene Ontology annotation, cellular component: Pwp2p-containing subcomplex of 90S preribosome; small-subunit processome. The record is from RefSeq and is a predicted model, not a curated record. The transcript has 13 exons. Gene Ontology annotation, molecular function: protein binding.